Molecule: messenger RNA, 4359 nt
Organism: Megalobrama amblycephala (Wuchang bream)
Lineage: Eukaryota; Metazoa; Chordata; Actinopteri; Cypriniformes; Xenocyprididae
Gene: fkbp15a
Product: FKBP prolyl isomerase family member 15a
Exons: 24
Coding region: 385-2745 (786 amino acids)
Cellular component (GO): growth cone
Molecular function (GO): peptidyl-prolyl cis-trans isomerase activity
Source: RefSeq, a predicted model, not a curated record
AUUGUUAUAUGCAUCGUUGAUAAGAUAAAUAAUAGUUUUAAUUUUAUACGUUUUUGUAACGAUCUGUCAAAGCUGCAGUACCAUCAUUGACCCCUAGAGGUCCUCCAAUUAAUAGUCAAGUCACGUUUAUUUAUUCAUUCAUUUAUUUAUUAUUUAUACGUGUUAUUCAUUUAAUCAGUAAGCAGUUCUGCAGAAAACAGUGAUGUCAUCGUCCAGCUCUGUUCAGAUUAUCUCUACUCGUCACAUCACGUGUUUGUGUGUUAUCAGUGACCGCUGUGUUUUCGCGCUUACCUGUGCUCAUCAAGUCUCGCAGAAGUGCAAAAUAUUUGUGCAUUUCAUCCUACUCUCAGGCGCAAGCGCUGUGCGAUCUUCAGAAAUUAGAGUAUGGAAAAAAUUAAAGACAUUAUUCCCGAUUAUCACGAUGGGGACUUUCUGUGCCCUAAAAGUGGGGCAAAGCUGGCCUCUCUCUUUGGUCUGGACCGAGCAGAGAGUCAGGGAAAUGAGUCCUUUCAAUUCACUGCCCCUAAACAGCCGAAAAAGACCUGCGCCAUAUUAGGUCCGCCUCCUCAGAAGCCCGCCCCUCCUCCAUGUGCUCCAGCUGUGAUGUUUGCUACAGCCGUUCACGCAUUCUGCUUUGUGAAUGGACAGUAUGUGAAGCAAGGCAAGAUAGGAGCUGCUGUUUUAGGAAACCAUGUCACCAAGGAGUACAAGAUUCUGUUGUACGGCAGUAAACAAAAACCGAUCACUACGGCUAGAAUCUAUCGUGGAUUUGUCCUCACAGUUCAGCCCUGUAACUAUGUCACUUUCUAUGAUGACCAGCAACAGAGCUGGUCUUUAAUGUUUGACUCAGAAAAGUCCAGGCCUGAGUUCUGUAAGGAGGUGUGUGUGGCCAGGUGGAACAGUGAGGCUUCAUCAGACUCUCUGGUCACUCAGGACCUGGUCCAAGGCGAAGGUCAAGCUGUUGAUGUUGGGGACACAGUGGAGGUGGCCUAUUCUGGAUGGCUUUUACAGAACCAUUCUCUUGGGCAGAUAUUUGAUUCCAGUCUGGGAAAAGAAAAGCUGCAGCGAGUAAAACUUGGAGCAGGCAAAGCUCUGAGGGGAUGGGAGGACGGGAUGCUUGGUAUGCAGAAAGGAGGUCGACGGCUUAUUAUCGUCCCUCCUAGUAUGGUUUCAAAGGGCGUCCCUAACCAUGUGCCAGAAAACAGCACUCUGGUCUUUGAUGUAGAGAUUCAUAGAGUUAAAUUCUCCAAAGAGCGACAUAGUGGGGGAUCAGUUGACACCUUCAGUACAUCUCCAGGAACCUGUUCAGACACUCUGAGUGAAGAAAACACCAGCCAAUUGGUCACAACCGAUACAGAGGAGUCAAAAGACCAAACUCCUAAGGGGAAGGUGGAAUCUGUAAGUGAAAACCUGACAACUUCAGGUGCAUCCAAAGCCAGGCUGAUGUCCCGUAUAGCCAAGAUGGGUCAAGCCAUGCUUCCAUUUCUCACUGGGGCCAUUCCAGCUCAGCCUGACCCCAGUGAUUCAGAAACAGAGGAUGUCAGUGAAUCUGGACAUACCUGUGAUCUCUCUCCUUCACAUUCACCCUCCCCAAAACCUGCACAAAUGCCAUGCAGUCCUCCAUCUUUGUUGUGUCAGCCUGAUGAUGCUCAGAAACAGGAUGCAGUGCCACCUCACGCAGACUCGGACACUACUCAAGGCUUUCAGCCAUAUUCCUUCAGACAAAAUCCAUAUUUUUCAUCACAGCUAAAUUCAUUUCCCUCAAUCUGCCCAUCCCAUAUUCCAUACCAAACACCUGAUAUUACAACAUUCUUGAUAUCUGAGGCUCGCCAGCAUAACGCAGAAAUUCUGCUGGCUAUAGAAAAGGUGGCGCACAGGAUGGACCUACUCACUUGCAAGGUGGACGAGUUGCAAAAAGAGGGUCGCUUCUCUUUUGGACUCUCAUCUGUCUCCUUAGAAACAAACAAGAUCCUGCACAACAUUCAGAGAAUCAUUCAGGAGAGCAUGGCUCUGAAGAAUGAGGUUCUGGAGAAGAGUUCACAAGUGGAGGAACAGAACCACAAAACAGGGGAGCUGAGUGGACAGAAUAAGAGGAAUUUGGAGCAGCAACAUACUCAGACUCGCCGCCUUCAGGAUGAACAGGGAAAGAUUCAUUUAUCCGAGGAAUUGAGUUCCUCCACCACACAAGCAUAUCAGCUGCAGCAGGAAAUGGUGAAUCUCCAGCAGAUGGUUACAGAGAUUCAGACUGAUCUCAGUGCGGCCCUGGAGGACAAACACAAGCACUGUGCUCAGAUCAGCCUUCUGCAGGAACAAGUGAAAGAGCUUGUGAAGCAAGGAGAACAGUCUGAGCAGCGGUGGAGAGCAGAGAAGCAGAAGUGCAAAGAAAUGGAAACAGUUAUACAAAACAUGGAUGAGGAGAUGCAAGAUCUGAGGGCGGAAAAGUAUGAGGAUUUAAAGAAGACAUCAGAAAAUAAGAAAAAGCAGUUUGAGACCCAGUUGGCGGUUCAGGUGAAACGAGUGAUGAAUGGAGUUUUUCAGUCUCUCAAGACAGAGUUUGAUCCGCAGGAGUCUUACAGUGGACGCAUAGUGUGCGAGAUUCUCCAAAACACCAUCAAGAGUAUCACCAUGAAACUCCUCUCAGAAAUUUGGGAGAUUGAAUCAGACAUAGAUAAAGUUGAGGAAGAGUACCAACUGAGAUCUACUGAUCUACUUUCAGAUGGAAAACAUGCAGAAGGAAAACAAUGAAAUGAAGGAAAAAUGGCCAACAAUAAAAGGAAGGUAUUUUUGUGACCAGAACAAUCUGUAGAUCAGGACACCUGCAUUUACUGUACAUGUGGAUACUGCACUGUUGAACCACAGGCAUUGCUUCACAUAUUGAGACCCUGAAAGGAGAAUUGAUACUGAUACCUGAUAGUGAAGAAUCCUAAUUAGUUCUGGUUCACAACAACAGCGUACUUUAACAGCAAAACAGUGAUAUAACUGACAAGGUUGUAAGCAGGUCCUAAAAGUAACUUUUCGCCACACCUGCCAAAGGCCGGGGACUUAAGAAAAUUUACCGGCCAUAAAUAUUUUUUACAGGCCAUGAAACUUUUUUUGCAAUACCAGGCAGUUGUGACACCAAAAUUUUAGAUGGCAGUAAAAAUUCACAAUUCCCUAUUCCAAUUCCACAGCUAAAACUACUAGCCUAACUAAUAUAAAUUUAAAACAUUACUAAAGACAAGUAACAAUAGCUUUCAGGUACAGACAUUGAAUGAAGUAAUCAAAUGUAAAAUAACACUGUAUAAAUUAAACUAGAUUAAUCCUUGUUAAAGUUACAUAACCUAUUUUGUUGUUUGAUUAACAUUAAAAACACAGACAUCAGCAGAAAUAUUAGGCUGCUGUCACUUUAAGACUGAUGCGUGUCCACGUGCUUUGUCUUUCUCUACUGUUUACAUUCACUUAAGCCAAAACCAACAAUGUUUACUAGGAUACUCGCUGAGACAGGCAUUUGUUGAUAAUAUUUUGUGUGAAUUUGUCCUUUCAGCGAGAAAGAGAGCUCAGUUCAGUAUUCGCACACUGUCUGAGAUGCAGUUUUAAGGAAUUGAGUUAUUUUUUGCAUCUUCUUGCUCUUUAAUAUUCAAACUGGCAAGACUUAAACUUUUGUGAGGAUGCAGUACUUGCCCGUAAACUGUCCUGAGCGUUGUUCAAGUUUGUUUGCGUUCAUAUUCUUACAACAUAUCAUUGUUAGUAUUCAUAAAAAUGUUACCGGCCAACUGGCGAUUGACACUGUUUCAUAGACUCGCCAAUGCUGAUUUUUCCACAUUUGGCGCUUGGCGAGUGUUAAUUUUAGGGCCUGGUUGUAAGUUAACUAGAUGCAAUAUUUACUUGUACAUGUUUUAAGAAUUGUCUUAAAAGAACAUCCUCUAAUUUAAUAUUUGACUGUAUUUAUAAUAGAGCUGUCAAUCAGUUAAAAAACAAUGAACUAAUGAAUUGCACAUUUUUUUGUAAUUGAUCAUGGUUAAUUGCACCUAACAUUAAAACUUUAUAUAUUUAUAUAUUGUAAUAAUUUCACAUUGAGUCUUCAAAUUAAUGUUGAAACAACAUAAACAGUACAAUUGAAAGCCAUCAUUUUAACAUUUAAUUCUCACUUAAUAAUAUUGGGUUUAAAAUAGCCCAACUAUGAUGAUUUCAGACAAUAAUAACACAACUACAGAUUUCCUUUGUCUGAGAGUAGCUGAGAAAAAUUUCAAUGUAUGUUUUAUUUGUGUAAUGUAUAAACAUGUUUUGUUGUGUGUCUGUGUUGAAAACAUUUAGUAGUUUCUCAAAGAGAGAGUUCACCCAAAAAUGAAACAUUGCAGAAAUAAAAGUUUUUUUCAUUUA